Microthlaspi erraticum is the source of this 597-nucleotide messenger RNA. Lineage: Eukaryota; Viridiplantae; Streptophyta; Magnoliopsida; Brassicales; Brassicaceae. The record is from the annotation of a GenBank genome assembly.
AUGCAUGCUUUCGUGGACAGAGAAGAUCAGAAACGGAGAUUCAGGGGACUACUUCAUGAAGAAGAUUGGAGGAGCAUAACUGGUUUCAAAGUCCAGUUAGUUAAUACAGAGAUUCGAUUGACCAAACAGAGGAAAGAAAUUGUUCUCACGCGUGAUACCCAAGUUUCUAACUCUGAGUGCUUUAAUGGUUUCAUUCCUCUGGAUCUUAUUCCAUUUGGAGAUGUUUAUCGUUCAGCUGUUCAAGACGGGACAUCUUUCCUUAGAGGAUAUAGGUGGAACAUGCAUAACAAAUAUAUUAGCAAGAUUGACUUUAUGCUUCUGGACAACAAUGGCAUUGGGCUUAACUUUCGUGCGAAGGGAGAGUUGGCAGAUAAGUUCAAACGUUUCUGGCUUUGUUAUGGUUACACUGGAACAAAUAUCAUCCUCUUAACUGAUUGGCGAGUAGUUGGAUCAGAUGGUGGUAUAAACGUUGAAAGUGUGCAGGGUAUCUCUACAUUUGAUUUUCAUCCAACCGGUCACUUAGAGGUGGAACACUUCGAAAAUAUAUUCCUUCAUCCCACAUCCGAUGAUAGUGACGUUGAACUCAUGGAUGAUUGA